Beta vulgaris subsp. vulgaris (sugar beet) is the source of this 699-nucleotide messenger RNA. RefSeq lists its product as uncharacterized. NCBI's taxonomy places the organism in Eukaryota, Viridiplantae, Streptophyta, Magnoliopsida, Caryophyllales, Amaranthaceae. The record is from RefSeq and is a predicted model, not a curated record. The coding region runs from base 1 to 699 and encodes 232 amino acids. The transcript is spliced from 2 exons.
AUGGCAAGGCCUGACUUUGAUUGGAAGGCUUUCGGAGUAGCUAUGAAGGAGAAAUUUUAUCCCAAUUUCUUGAGGAGGCAAAAGGCCACUGAGUUUGAUGAGUUGAAGCAAGGUGACAUGACUGUGGAGCAGUACUAUGAGAAGUUUGUAGGAUUGAUGAAGUUUGCUCCAGAGUUAGUACCUACUGAGGAAAGAAAGGCAAUUAGGUUCGAGACUGGACUUAGUCUUGAGGUGAAGCUUGGGCUAGGAGGUUCAACUUUCAGGACCUUAGAGGAAGUGUAUGAUAGAGCUGCUCAUUUAGGUUCCUAUUUGAAACAAGCUGGAGUUGAGAGCUCAAACAACAAGAGGAAGGAGAAUCCUAGUCAGAAUUUCCAGAGGAACGACAAGAAGUUCAAGCCUCAAAAUAACUUUCACCAAGGAGGACAAUCUAAUGGCCAAAGAAAUGGAGGCCAAUAUCAACCACAGAAGGGAAAGCUGGUGGAGUGUAACUAUUGCCACAAAUUGGGUCAUCGAGAGUAUGGGUGCUUCUCCAAGAAUCCUGAGUUGAAGACCGACAAGGGCAAGAGCGGAAACCAGUUUGGUCAGGGUAAUCGAAACCAGUCAGGAGGCAACAACUAUCAAGGUGGGAACAAGCAAAAUGGGAACAACAAGACUGUUUUGAGUGGAGCUGGGCCUAGUGUGCCUGCAGUGGCAAGUUGA